AGCAUUGUGGUGGUGAUGAAGCAGGAAACAGAGAGGAAGAAACCCAAAGGGAAGACCAGGAUUCUCUGGGUGACCAAACAACAAGAGUUUGUCACCAUGGUUGUUAAGGUCUCUCCCAUGCUUGUUCUCCUUCUCUUAUUCUUCAUUUCCAAAGCCAUCGCCAGAAAUCACAACCACGACAAUCUGAAUCCCAACGGGUCCACCGUCACCGGCAUCGAAUUUCCCGAUCACAUGAGCUUCAAUGCUGUCUCUGCAUCGGGAAGUACUGGUUGCAGCCUCACAAAUUCAAAGAAAACCCAACAAUCGGAGUCGGCCAUGGAAGCAAUGGGCAAAGAAGAAAACGACGAUGAUGAUGACGAAGAAGAUGAAGAAAAAAUUGCCUCCUUCUUGUCACUGAAAUCCCAUAAGCAAUCAGUGAAAUUCCAUUUGAAGCGCCAAUCGUCGAGCUCCGAAACCGAGCCCAAGAAAUCAGUGACAGAUUACACAAUCAGAGACUUAACCAGAAUUCAGAACCUUAAUCGGAGGGUAGUAGAGAAGAAGAAUCAAAAUACAAUCUCAAGGCUACAACAGAAGAAGGCAAAAAUUCAACGGUACGACGUUAACCCAGUUGUUGUUCCACCGGUGCCGUCGCCGGAAUCAGAGCCAAAUGGGUUCUCCGGUCAGCUAAUGGCGACUUUGGAAUCCGGGGUGGGAUUUGGUUCCGGUGAAUACUUCAUGGAUGUGUUUGUUGGUACCCCUCCUAAACAUUUCUCUUUGAUUCUUGACACUGGUAGUGACCUGAAUUGGAUUCAAUGUGUUCCUUGCUAUGAUUGUUUUGAGCAAAAUGGACCGUUUUAUGAUCCCAAAGAUUCAACUUCUUUCCGGAAUAUAAGCUGCAAAGAUCCUCGUUGUAAAUUGGUUUCAUCCCCAGAUCCUCCUCAGCCUUGCAAAUCCGAGAGCCAAACUUGUCCAUACUACUACUGGUAUGGGGAUAGUUCAAACACCACGGGGGAUUUUGCUCUGGAAACUUUCACUGUCAAUCUCACAGCUCUUUCAGGCAAACCAGAAUUCAAACAGGUUGAGAAUGUGAUGUUUGGUUGUGGUCAUUGGAAUAGAGGUCUCUUCCGUGGGGCUGCGGGUUUGUUAGGACUUGGAAGAGGACCUCUUUCGUUCUCCUCUCAGCUUCAGUCACUCUAUGGACAUUCAUUCUCAUACUGUCUUGUUGAAAGAAACAGCAAUGCAAGCAGCAAGUUGUUAUUUGGUGAAGACAAAGAUCUAUUGAAGAAUCCGGAAUUGAAUUUCACCAGCUUGGUUACCGGGAAAGAAAACCCGGUUGAUACAUUUUACUAUGUUCAGAUCAAGUCAAUCAUGGUGGGAGCAGAGAAGCUGAAUAUACCAGAAGAGACUUGGAAUUUCUCAGCUGAUGGUGGUGGUGGGACAAUUAUUGAUUCAGGUACUACACUGAGUUAUUUUGCUGAACCUGCCGAUCGACUCAUCAAAGAGGCAUUUAGAAAGCAAGUUAAAGGGUAUAAAGAAGUGAAGCUUGAAGAUUUUCCUUUGGAUCUUUGCUAUAAUGUCUCUGGUGUGGAAAAGAUGGAGCUACCAGAUUUUGGUAUCCAAUUUGCAGAUGGAGCUGUGUGGAAUUUCCCAGUUGACAAUUACUUCAUUCAGAUUGAUCCACAAGAGGUUGUUUGCUUGGCAAUUAUGGGAACUCCGAGAUCUGGUCUUUCUAUAAUUGGGAAUUACCAGCAACAGAAUUUUCACAUUGUUUAUGACACAAAGAAGUCUAGGCUGGGAUAUGCACCGAUGAAGUGUGCUGAUCUACUUUCUGUGCAAGGAAACAGAACUUUCUUCUGCCAGUGCGAGAGAGAGAAAACCGGUUCAAGGGACAGCAGCGGCUUCUUCUUCUUCUCUCUCGCAAGUCUCAAAAUGUUUUCUUUCAGGUUUCACCAGUACCAGGUUGUGGGGAGAGCUCUCCCAACUGAGAACGAUGAGCACCCCAAGAUCUACAGAAUGAAGCUCUGGGCCACCAAUGAGGUCCGUGCCAAAUCUAAGUUCUGGUACUUUUUGAGGAAGCUGAAGAAAGUCAAGAAAAGUAAUGGUCAAGUGUUGGCUAUUAAUGAGAUUUUCGAGAAAAAUCCAACCAAGAUCAAUAAUUAUGGAAUUUGGCUGCGAUAUCAGAGUCGAACUGGUUAUCACAACAUGUACAAGGAGUACCGAGACACAACUCUAAAUGGUGCAGUAGAACACAUGUACAAUGAGAUGGCAUCUCGUCACAGGGUGAGGUCCCCAUGCAUCCAAAUUAUUAAGACUGCUACAAUCCCGGCAAAACUUUGCAAGAGGGAAAGCACCAAGCAGUUCCAUAACUCCAAAAUCAAGUUCCCAUUGGUGUUUAAGAAGGUUAGGCCACCGACGAGGAAGCUCAAGACAACAUACAAGGCAUCAAGGCCCAACGUGUUCAUGUAAUUUUGUUUUCUCUUUGUCGAGUCCAUCAUGAUAAGUUGAUUGGUAAAACUAGACAGAACUAAAGACAGUGAUCAAGUUUCCAAAGAAUUUACGUUUCUGGGGAUGGGAGCAUGUUUUCUCUAAAAUCUAGUAUCUUUUUGAGUAUUUAAAGAUUGCGCAGUUUACAAGGUAAAAUGAAUUGGUGAGCUUUGUCAUUUAAAGUUAUACAUUUUCCAAAUUGUUGGAGUAUGUUAUCUGCUUCUUUUUGGUGUUUCUUGUUGCUAUAACAAUAUGGUAUUAUGUGAUGCACGUUCAAGUA
This is a messenger RNA of Ziziphus jujuba (common jujube), 2743 nucleotides long. RefSeq names its product aspartyl protease family protein 2. NCBI's taxonomy places the organism in Eukaryota, Viridiplantae, Streptophyta, Magnoliopsida, Rosales, Rhamnaceae. The transcript is spliced from 7 exons. Gene Ontology annotation, molecular function: aspartic-type endopeptidase activity; structural constituent of ribosome. Gene Ontology annotation, biological process: proteolysis; translation. Gene Ontology annotation, cellular component: ribosome; cytosolic large ribosomal subunit. The record is from RefSeq and is a predicted model, not a curated record. Bases 16 to 2445 code for a protein of 809 amino acids.